Molecule: messenger RNA, 6787 nt
Organism: Eriocheir sinensis (Chinese mitten crab)
Lineage: Eukaryota; Metazoa; Arthropoda; Malacostraca; Decapoda; Varunidae
Gene: Nos
Product: nitric oxide synthase-like protein
Exons: 28
Coding region: 295-3921 (1208 amino acids)
Biological process (GO): nitric oxide biosynthetic process
Molecular function (GO): flavin adenine dinucleotide binding; heme binding; calmodulin binding
Source: RefSeq, a predicted model, not a curated record
AGCCCGACGCUCCCGCUGGUUGGAUAGGUCUGGUCUGGACGCCUUACCUACCUGCUCCCACCUGUCUGUCCGCGUGCCUGUAUAUGUGUGUGCGCGUGUAUACGUGUAGCGCUCAGGUGGUACGCCUUCAAACGGAUCCUGUGUAUAACCAACCGUUGGAGUCACCGUCAUCGUCGUCAUCGUCAGCAUCAUCCAAGUCGUCACAGCCUCCACUUCCGUUUUCUCUUUCGGGACGAACUUUACCAAUCGAAGGAAAACGGAACUAUACAACCGGCAAAGGAAUAAAAGGGGAGGAUGAGGGAGGCGAACCACAAACCCCAGCGCCUCCACAAUGUCUCCUCCGGCAAUGAGGUGUAUGAUAACCUCCACACUCGCUCCCACACCGAGGGGCUGUGCACGCGGUACCAGUGCAAUGGCGCCCUCAUGCUGCCCAGGAAGAGCGGCACGGAGCCCAGGUCGUCCGAGGAGGUGCUCAAGCUGGCCCGGGAGUUCAUCGACGAGUACUACCAGUCCAUCAAGAGGUUCAAUAGCGAGCAGCACCGCCUUCGCUGGGAGCAGGUGUGCCGCGAGGUGAACGACAGGGGCACCUACGACCUCACGCAGACCGAGCUCGUCUACGGCGCCAAGCUGGGCUGGAGGAACGCCCCGCGCUGCAUCGGGCGCAUCCAGUGGUCCAAGCUGCAGGUGUUCGACGCGCGCUACGUCACUACGGCCAGCGGUAUGUUUGAGGCUCUCUGCAACCACAUCAAGUACGGCACCAACAAAGGAAAUCUGAGGUCCGCCAUCACCAUCUUCCCGCAGCGCACGGACGGCAAACACGAUUUCCGGGUGUGGAACGCGCAGCUCAUCAGCUACGCCGGCUACAAGCAGGAGGACGGCAGCAUCGUGGGUGACCCCCUCAACGUGGAGUUUACCGAGGUGUGUCAGAGGCUGGGUUGGCGGGGGAAGGGCGGCCGCUGGGACGUGCUGCCCCUUGUGCUCUCCGCCAAUGGACACGACCCGGAGUGGUUUGACAUUCCCCCUGACCUCAUCCUCAUCGUGGCCAUCACCCACCCGGAAUACAAGUGGUUCACAGAGCUGGACCUCCAGUGGUACGCCCUCCCAGCUGUGUCGUCCCUCAUGUUCGACUGUGGGGGUCUGGAGUUCCCCGCUGCCCCCUUCAACGGCUGGUACAUGGUGUCGGAGAUUGGCACUCGCGACCUCUGUGACCCCCACCGCUACAACAUCCUGGAGACCGUGGGGCAGAGGAUGGGCCUGGACACAAGGAGCCCAACAAACCUGUGGAAGGACAAGGCUCUCAUAGAGGUCAACAUUGCUGUCCUUCAGUCCUUCCAGAGCCUCAACGUGACCAUCGUGGACCACCACUCGGCCGCAGAGUCCUUCAUGAAGCACUUUGAAAACGAACAGAAGCUGCGUGGAGGCUGUCCGGCCGACUGGGUGUGGAUCGUUCCGCCCCUGUCAGGCUCCAUCACGCCCGUCUUCCACCAGGAGAUGUCCCUCUACUACCUCAAGCCAUCUUAUGAGUACCAGGACCCUGCUUGGAAGACACACAUCUGGAAGAAGAACAAGGACAUCAACCGCAAUUCCAUCCGCAGAACCAAACGCAAAUUCCGAUUCAAGGAAAUUGCCAGAGCCGUCAAGUUCACCAGUAAGCUGUUCGGGAAGGCACUGUCCAAGAGGAUCAAGGCCACCAUCCUCUACGCCACGGAGACCGGCAAGUCGGAGAUGUACGCCAAGAAGCUCGGGGAGAUCUUUGGCCACACCUUCAACGCUCAGGUGUACUGCAUGGCCGACUACGACCUCAUCAACAUAGAACACGAGGCGCUGGUGCUGGUGGUGACCUCGACCUUUGGCAAUGGUGACCCUCCAGAGAAUGGGGAGGAAUUCUCCAGAAAAGUCUUCUACAAGUUCAAGUACAAAAAGGACUUCGCCAAGAACCUGUACGCCAUGAAGGUUAGCGGGACGGCAGCUGAUAUUGAUGAUGUCUCCAGCAGCAUGCACCGAAGCCUGUCUUUUAUGAGGAUGAACAGCUUGACAGAGGGCGCUGGCAUGUCCUCUGCGGCACAGGAGAAUGGCGUCAUCAACUCAAACUUCCGAAGCUCCAUCACGUCGGAUAUCAUGUCUGAGGAUAACUUUGGGCCUCUCAGCAAUGUGCGGUUUGCGGUGUUUGCCCUCGGGUCCAGCGCUUACCCCAACUUCUGCGCCUUCGGGAAGUAUGUGGACAACCUGCUAUCAGAGCUGGGCGGGGAGCGGCUUAUGAAGCUGACCUGUGGGGACGAACUGGCCGGGCAGGAGCAGGCCUUCAAGCAGUGGGCGACCGACGUGUUCAGUGUUGGGUGUGAGACCUUCUGUCUGGAUGAUGUGGUGGCCAUGAAGGAGGCCACAGCAGCCCUCAAGACAGAGGCAGCAGCCACAGCAGACAAGAUCAAGCUCUACCCGUGCAACCGCAAUGACAAUAUUGCCCUCGGUCUGUCUCGAGCUCAUGGCAAGAGAGUGCGGUCAUGUCAAGUGUUGGCUUCAAGAAAUUUGCACGGAGAAAAUUCCAGCCGGGGGACACAGCAGGUUGUCCUCAGCACCAGCGGCACCGAGCUCCACUACCAGCCGGGCGACCACGUGGCCAUCCUGCCUGCCAACAGGAGGGAGCUAGUGGACGCUGUGCUGGCCCGCCUCCAGCAGUGCCCUGAGCCUGACGAGCCCAUCCAAGUCCAGCUGCUGAAGGAGAUACACACACUCAAUGGCAUAACACAGACCUGGGAGCCCCACGACAGGCUUCCGUCAGCCAGCGUGCGGGAGUUGCUCACACGCUACCUGGACAUCACCACGCCCCCCACACCCAACUUCCUCCACAUGCUGGCAGAGUAUGCGCAUGACAAUGACCAGCGCACCCGCCUGGACCAGCUGGCUACAGACCCUCACGAGUAUGAGGAGUGGAAACACUUGCGAUAUCCACACCUGAAGGAGGUUCUGGACGAGUUCUCAAGUGUAAAUCUAGACGCUGGUCUUCUCCUCACCCACCUGCCUCUCCUGGGCCCACGGUUCUACUCCAUCAGCUCCUCCCCAGAGGCUCAUCCUGGCCAGGUCCAUGUGACUGUGGCCAUCGUCCAGUACCACACAGAAGGAGGGAAGGGUCCAUUGCACUACGGUGUGUGUUCCAAUUUCUUAAAGGAGGUGUCACCUGAAGACCAUGUCGAGCUCUUUGUGAGGAGUGCCUCAAGCUUCCACCUGCCACGCGACCCCAGCGUGCCAAUCAUAAUGGUGGGGCCGGGCACAGGUGUGGCGCCCUUCAGAGGCUUCUGGUACCACCGCCACUACUCUCUCCGCCACAAAAAACCCACAGAGAAGUUUGGCCAGAUGACACUCUUCUUCGGCUGCCGGACGAAAGCGAUGGACCUGUACGCUGAGGAGAAGGAGACGAUGAAGGCUUGUGGCGUGCUCACCCACACCCACCUGGCCCUCUCCCGGGAACCCACACUCCCCAAGACCUACGUCCAAGACCUGCUGGUGGAGGUUGGGGAGCAGGUGUACCAUCAGGUGGUGCUGGAGAAGGGCCACUUCUAUGUGUGUGGGGACUGCACCAUGGCUGAGUGUGUCUACCAGAAGCUGAAGUCCAUUGUGCAAGAACAUGGCCGCCUCUCAGACCAGGAGGUGGAGAACUUCAUGCUGCAGAUGAGGGAUGAAAACCGCUACCAUGAAGACAUCUUCGGCAUCACACUGCGGACGGAGGAGAUUCACCGCCAGAAGAGGGAGAGCGCCAGGGUGCGCAUGUCCUCGGUGGUGCAGCAAGGCCCCUCAACCCCAACCCAAGCCCCAGCCAACAUGCCCAACCUGCCCACCCCCCCACCCAGGCCCAACACCCAGCCCAGCCAGUCCAGCCAGCCCAGCACACAAGAGGACUCGGCAGCCUCCCUUCCCAACGAAUAGGGAAACCCUCGAGGGCCGAUCAGCCUCUCCAAUACUUGUUUCUCCACCACUCUCAAGCGGUUAUCAAAAGCUUUUGUUAACUACUUACCAAGCAGUAUUAAGCCCACCUAAGUACUUGAGUGGAGUGCAGUCUGGCAGGCUUGUGUGUUGUGGCAGGUGGAAAAUGUGAAGCGAUGUGGUGACAUUCAAUAAGGUAAGAUUUAGCAUAGAAAACUGCAGAUAUUUUUAGCAUCUGGGAGAACUCAAAGAUUGUCAUCUUCUGUUUCUUGAGAGCAGUAAUAUAAACAAAUACUAGAGUUCCCACAUUUACAACCCGUUAAUAACUGGUCAGGUUCAUCCAGUGUGUCCUAGAAAAGUAAUUAGGCUUCAGAAUUUUUCUUAUGCCUCUAAGCCAUUCAGCAUCAGAUGCCUGCCACUUAGCCACAGUGUUUGGCUAAAAAGACACACAUGUCUGCCAGCAGCAUGUUCCCUUGUGGACUUAGCAAAGGCAAGAGACAACAGCCACACAUCUGAUCUUGCUGCACCAGGAGAAACUAUUGGAGGUGUUGAUUUGCACUCGACAGUUCCCACCAAGACUCUGGCGUCACAUGACUGUCCUGAGGUAAUAAACGAAUAUUCAAAACGUUUAUUGUUUGUCAAUAAUUUGCAGUAGAUUAUGCAUUGCAUAAAAAUAUAUACUAUACAUAUUACAUGAAUAUAUUUGUGAGUUUAAGAAUUGGUUGUGCCUUACUUGUUUGAGUUAUGGUAAAGUUUUAAGAGAGAGAAUGAGAGUAUGAGAGAGAGUUAAAGUGGGAGGGAGAGAGAGUUGUGAGGAAGGUGACCAGUGUUCUUUGUUCAAACAGUAUUAUGUAUUAAGGGAGGUGCACUUCACAGGAUCCAGCAACCCUAAACAGGACAGUUGAAAAGAUAAUGAAAAGUUUUUGUCAUCUGACAAAAAAUGUUGAUCCACUUGGUAUAUUAGGGACAUUUUUUGUCAGGUAGUUUUAUUGAUGCCAAGUGUAUCUGUCGGCUGUCCAGAAAAAAAUGUCAGGGUCUUGUUGUCAUGAACCUGUGUAGAGUAUAUUCACCAGUUUGUACACAGCGUACCAAUUAGUACUCAUCAGGGGAAGAAAUACUUUGGAAAAUUGAAGUUUAUAAAAAUGAAAUAUCGUCAAAUAUUGAAUUGAAUAUUGAGUUGGGUAAUCAAACAUUAUUUUAACUAUUUCACUUUUAUAUUUCAGCUCAUUUGUCCAAAGUAUUAUUAUAGUUUUCCUUGAGGAGUCUUCUUUCAUCUUGACAACUUUAACCUGUGUUUGUAUAGGGUCGCUAUUUGGGGCUUUGGCUCAGAGUUUGUGUGAGGCGAGUUGAGCCACAGGUGGCAAUUAGCGUGUGAGGUCAUGUGUCUGGUCACCUGUCCUUUGUGUAUGUGUAUGUGUGCAUGUGUCUGUGUGUGUGUGUCCUGUACAUACAAUCUUAUUGUAACAUCUUGUGCAACACUUUGAUAAGUUAAUUAAUCUUUCAAUGUUAACAAUGAUGACUUAGAAUAAGGUAACAAGAAGUACGUAUUCCCAUUGAAACAAUCAACGGUACUUAUGAAUAAUGUUUCAAAUGAUUUAUAUUUGUUAAGAAACAUAUCAGGGCAUAUCCUAUAUUACUAUUAUAAGGCAAGGUUUUAGGCCACUACUGUACAUAUCCAGUACUACAGACAGUUCUUAUCUUACCUGUACUCCUCAUACACAGUAAUAAUCAUGAUUGUUGAUGAAAUGUAAAAUAGCGUUGAUAUUUGCCUGCCAGUCUGCCUGACCCGCAUGCCCUCUCCAGGUUAUGUUGUCAACAGGAACACUUGACACAAGUUUUCUUAAUUUCACGUCCACAAAUUGUUACGACAUCACUACAACAUAAAGAAACACACGCCUAUACACAAACCCCUCAUGGUACUAUCUCAGUAGCCAACGGAUCUGUCAUAGCAUUGAGAAAAAAAAAAAAAAGACUUGUCCACUUAAAUUAUAUGUACUUUAUAUAUAGAGAGUGAUUUGAGUAUGUUUGCCAGUGUGUACAUAGCACCCUCCCAAUCAGUAAUCGCAUCAGGGAAAUGUGAUAAUAUUUAGUUUAUAUAAGUUACCUAAGUUUGACAAUGCUAAAUUUUUAUACUUCAGCUUAAUUUGAAUACAUAACUUGUAUACUCAUGUUUAAUUUGACAAUACUAAAUUUCUUUAUACUUCUCUAAUUAGACAAUACAUAAUUACUUAUAAGCUUAAUUUGAUGAUGCAUAAUUUCUAUAGUUCAGCUACUUUGACUUAUUUCUUUACAUAUGCUUAAUUUGACAAUACCUAAUUUCUAUACAUCAGUUUAAUUUUCUGAACUAGUUUUCCCUGAGAUGAGUACUAAUUGGAAUGCUGUGUAAUGAUUGGUAAGCACACUUUAAGAGUUCACUCUAUUCCUUGCACUCUUUUGGUCGCCUGGCCCAUCAGUCUUGCUGCUGCCGGCCGGGGCGACGAGACGCCAUAAUGUAGUGGGUAUGAGCUAGUGGAUAAGACGAUACAUUCUUUUGAUAAUACUUAGCUAGAGUCUUGCUGUUGAUGCAGACUGUUUUAUGCACUCUCCUGCACACAUGUGCCUGCAUGCUGCGAACUGUGUUGUGUUCUCCCUUGUGUUGGUUGUAAUUGUAAUGAAAAGUUGAUUGAUUGACUAAUAAUAAUUAUCAUAAAAAGUUUUGGUGUCCCUGAAUUGAAUAAGUUUAAUAAGGUCCACUUGUGUUCCUCUUACACAUGCAGGUCCAUGCCAUAUUAAUGUUGAUACAAUGUUAGCACAAUUUACCAACUUUAUAUCCAUUUUGAUUCAAGAAUGUGUGCCUCCUGGCUUUAAUCUACAUAUAAAGGAGUCAUUA